AAUGACUUGAGAGGGUAACAUACUAUUUCAUUUUGUCACAUUUGGUCACUAAACUUUUUUUUUUUUUGCUCUAAUAGCCAUUUAACUUGUUCAUUCGUGUAAAUGUCACCCCUACGACUGCUUUUUGCCGGUUUCAAUGGACAGGUCCAUCCUACGUGCCAGUAAGAUCCUACGUGGCAUGUAAGGCUAUGUUAUUAAAAGAGGGGUGUAUGCGGUUCCUUGAUUGUGCCGUAAUACCCCCGAUGGCUUCCUCCUACAGCUUCUCAUCAUCCCUCAAUCGAUCAAGCAAGAAAUCAACUGCGCACGAUACAAAAACUUGUGAUUGUGGGUUCCCUGCACGUAUUCUAACAUCAAAAACACCAAAGAAUCCAGGGAGGCAUUUCAUGGUGUGUAAUGAGGGUAAAUGCAAAUAUUGGAAAUGGUUGGAUGUAGAACCUGUAGAAAUGCCUCUAAUGGAAGUGGUGGAGGGAAUGAAAGUUGAAUUAGUAGCAUUAAAGACCGAAGUAGAGAAGGUGAAGGAAGACAUGGAACAAAUGAAGAAGGAAAAGUACUCUGAUGCCAUUGCAAUGAAGGAAAAAAUAUAUAAGUUUACCAUAGGAUUUCUUUUUUUGAUCAUCGUGUAUAUGAUGAAAUGAUGUGAAUGAUGUAUUGAAAGAUGUUGUUUGAAUGGAAUGAAUGUAUUAUCUUAACUUCUUGUUGGAAUGGAAUGAAGUAAUUUUGAUUGGAAUGGAAUCAUAAAGUAGUAAUUUUGACUAGAAUGGAAUCACAAAGUAGUA
Molecule: messenger RNA, 776 nt
Organism: Lactuca saligna
Lineage: Eukaryota; Viridiplantae; Streptophyta; Magnoliopsida; Asterales; Asteraceae
Source: the annotation of a GenBank genome assembly